This is a messenger RNA of Trichosurus vulpecula (common brushtail), 1004 nucleotides long. RefSeq names its product trafficking protein particle complex 4 (gene TRAPPC4). Gene Ontology annotation, biological process: endoplasmic reticulum to Golgi vesicle-mediated transport. Gene Ontology annotation, cellular component: TRAPP complex. NCBI's taxonomy places the organism in Eukaryota, Metazoa, Chordata, Mammalia, Diprotodontia, Phalangeridae. The transcript is spliced from 5 exons. The record is from RefSeq and is a predicted model, not a curated record. Bases 82 to 741 code for a protein of 219 amino acids.
CUGGGUGGAGCAAUCAGGGAAGGAGGAGGGCUUUUAGGACUAGAGUAGGACUGGAAGCCGGAAACAGCAACGAAUGGAGCAAUGGCGAUCUUCAGUGUUUAUGUGGUGAAUAAGGCCGGCGGCCUCAUCUACCAGCUGGACAACUACGCGCCUCGAGCCGAAGCUGAGAAAACUUUCAGCUACCCGCUGGACCUGCUACUCAAGCUACACGACGAGCGCGUUCUCGUUGCCUUUGGCCAGCGGGACGGCAUCCGGGUGGGCCACGCGGUUCUGUCCAUCAAUGGCGUGGAUGUGAAUGGCAAGUACACUGCGGACGGGAAGGAAGUGUUGGAGUACCUGGGCAACCCGGCCAACUACCCCGUGUCUAUCCGCUUCGGCCGACCCCGUCUCACAUCCAACGAGAAGCUGAUGCUGGCCUCCAUGUUCCACUCGCUGUUUGCCAUCGGCUCCCAGCUGUCUCCCGAGCUGGGCAGUUCUGGCAUCGAGAUGCUCGAGACAGACACCUUCAAACUCCACUGCUUCCAGACAUUGACAGGUAUCAAGUUUGUAGUACUGGCAGACCCUCGACAAGGUGGGAUUGAUUCUCUCUUAAGAAAGAUCUAUGAGAUUUACUCAGACUUUGCCCUCAAGAAUCCAUUCUACUCUUUGGAGAUGCCCAUCAGGUGUGAGCUGUUUGACCAGAAUCUGAAGCUAGCCCUGGAAGUGGCUGAGAAGGCUGGGACUUUUGGGCCAGGAUCAUAGGCCCUCCAGCAAAGAACAAAGCUUGAGACGGACUCAGCCAUUUUACUAGGAUGGAGAUCCAAAUUUCCAUGUUAGAGCACAUCGAGAAGAGUGGAGUCUGAGCAAAAGAGGGUAGUGUGGUACUUCUAAGAACCAACUAUUCAAUGUGCCAUCUUCUCUUCCCUGUAUAUAACGGUCCUACCUCCCCAAUGUUGUACAGAUCUAUUUAUGGAAGGAGUGAGACCUGAUUGAAGAUGCUGUAAUAAACAUUCCUGUGAACCCUG